Molecule: messenger RNA, 390 nt
Organism: Haemonchus placei
Lineage: Eukaryota; Metazoa; Nematoda; Chromadorea; Rhabditida; Trichostrongylidae
Source: the annotation of a GenBank genome assembly
AUGUUCGACGAGCCGGUUGUAUUCUUCAUCGAUGUUGUCGAUAACGGAUUCUUCCCAUUUACUCGCGAGGGAAGCGAAGAGAUGUCAGUUGGCAAACGUCAAGGAGACGAUGGUCCGAUCCGUGUAGAACUUCGGAACAACAGCGACGUCGGCGGUCAUGGAACUGUUCACCUUGUGACUCCCAUGUCCAUCGGGAAUGAGAGGGCUUCCGGAAUUGCGAGUUACCACGGAUGGCAACGAAACUUGUCAGAGCUGGUUGUUGAACCACGUCUUCUCGAUCGUAAAUGUCCGAUUCCGGUUGUCAAGCCUUCGUACGAAUCGAUGCUCAUGGCCAAGUACGUGUUGACGAGGACACCUACGUUGCCGACGCCUCUGCUGUCGCAUGUUUAA